Messenger RNA from Alosa alosa (allis shad), 3162 nucleotides. RefSeq names its product protocadherin alpha-7-like. The transcript has a single exon. Bases 699 to 3089 code for a protein of 796 amino acids. The record is from RefSeq and is a predicted model, not a curated record. Lineage: Eukaryota; Metazoa; Chordata; Actinopteri; Clupeiformes; Clupeidae. Gene Ontology annotation, biological process: homophilic cell-cell adhesion. Gene Ontology annotation, cellular component: plasma membrane. Gene Ontology annotation, molecular function: calcium ion binding.
AUUGCCCAUUUAUUAGUAUGAGUUGAAGCAUGCAGCUCUGCUUUUUAUAGAGUUUGCACUACUAGUAGUAGUAGGCUGUGUGUGUGUGUGUGUGUGUGUGUGUGUCUCAGCAAAGCACUAAGCAGACUGAAGUGGCAGUGCUGCUGCGAGUGCUGUCCGUGGUACUGAAUGUAAUUGCGCCUUGUGUCAUACAUCGAAACUUUUGUCAUUGGCUGUUCAUGACCGUUGUAGCGAUGUUUUCUCUAACUUUAUCUUGCUAUGGCGUUGCUUUUCAUUAGGGCUAUAAGUUAUCAGUGCCACUGCUGGCAAUUUCGGUGCCCUAAGCGGAAUUGCUUUGUGGUUAAGACAUGACUUAGAGUGCUGUAAGUGUACACAUGUAAGUGUACAUUUUCGUGAGAGGAGCCAUCCUUGUGAAUCGGUGUCCGCAUCUGAAUCAAGCACAUGGGGUCGCUGUAGACCGACACAUGAGGGUUUCCUUCGCAUUAUGAGACUCCUCCCGGUUCGGGGGGUGGGGGAUUUCAUGAGGCUUUGUUAGAGCAAGUCGCCGCAGCAGUAGAACGUGAACACAGGGAGCAGAGAUUUCUUUUAUCGCGAAGAAUGACGGUUGGAUUUAUGUGCGCCCUUAAAUGUUCCUUAUGCUAAGUGAAAAAGGCGAUUUCUUUUCUUUGGAUGUAUUCAUGACCUGACCCAACGGAACGAUGACAAUUUGGAAAGGAACACAACGUUUUGUGACGUUUUUUGUCAUUAUCACGCUGGAGUGUUGGCAAGCGGCAUCAGGGCAACUCUCGUACACGGUCUCAGAGGAGGCGAAAACAGGGACAGCAGUCGGUAAUGUUGCCAAGGAUUUAAACCUAAAUGUCCAGGAACUGGAGUCACGCAUGUUUCAAAUUGUCAGCGGAUCCAACAAAAAGUACUUCGAGGUAAAUUUAAAGACUGGUGUUUUGUUUGUUAAUGAGAGAAUAGACAGAGAGGAGCUCUGCGCUAAACAGUCGAAAUGUACUCUAAGCGUAGAAGCAGUAAUUAACAAUCCUUUGAAACUGUAUCGCUUAGAGAUAAAUAUUGCCGAUGUCAAUGACAAUUCCCCGUCGUUUAGCUCGAAAUCAAAAAUCAUAAACAUUGCCGAAAGCAGUUUACCUGGACUCAGAUUCCACCUCCCCAUUGCAACUGAUGCCGAUGUUGGUAAAAAUAGUGUUAACAAUUAUAGGAUUAGUCCCAAUGAAUAUUUUUCCGUAGAGACAAGUAAAGCAGGAGAGCACAGUUUAUCUGCCGAGUUAGUUCUUCAGAAAGCAGUUGAUCGUGAAAAACUGUCCGUUGUUCCACUCACUUUGACCGCCAUAGAUGGUGGAAACCCACCCAAUUCAGGGACAAUGGAUAUCAGGGUUAUUGUUCUUGAUAAUAAUGAUAAUGCUCCUGUGUUUAGUCGCACGUUAUACAAAGCAAGCGUUGUCGAAAAUGCAUCCGUAGGGACAUUAGUUGUGGUUUUAAAUGCCACAGACGCGGAUGAAGGUAUUAACAGUGAAAUAUUUUAUUCAAUAAGUAAAGGAGAUCAAGAUAACAUAUUGGAGAUGUUUGACCUCGAUUCAAAGACCGGGGCUAUUACAGUGAAGGGCAAUAUAGACUUUGAACAAAAUAGUGCAUUUCAAAUCCGGGCUGAGGCGAGCGACAAAGGUCAGCCUCCCAUGGCGACGCAGUGUAAAGUGCUUGUCGAAGUAAUCGACGUGAACGACAAUGCCCCAGAAAUUACAGUUACCACACUUCUUAACACAGUGAGCGAGGACGCCAAAGCUGGCACCGCGAUUGCACUUGUGUCUAUCCUAGAUAGAGAUAGUGGGAAGAAUGGUAUGGUUCAUUGUUCCAUGUCGAAUAAAGGCCCCUUCAAACUGGAGGGUAACUAUAAAAACUACUACUCAUUGGUUGUAGAUGGCUCUCUAGACAGAGAGAGUGCGGCCCAGUACAACGUCACCAUCACCGCUGUGGAUGAGGGGACUCCGCCCCUCUCCAGCACGAGCGUAAUUACUGUACACGUCUCUGAUGUCAACGACAACGCACCUCGCUUCCCAGAGCCACAUAUUAAUGUUUAUGUUAAAGAGAAUAGUCCAGUUGGGGCCCUUCUAUCAACUUUGUCUGCUUCUGACGGUGAUAUAAAUGAAAAUAGUCACGUUACUUAUUCUGUUUUGAACAACAACGAGCUUCCUUUAACAUCGAUGGUUAAUAUAAAUUCAAUUACAGGAGAUAUACAUGCAGUGAAGUCAUUUAACUACGAAGAACUUAAGUCUUUUCAGUUCAAAGUUGUGGCCACAGACUCUGGUGUCCCUCCACUUAGCAGUAAUGCCACUGUAAAUGUUUUUGUUCUGGAUGAGAAUGACAACAGUCCCAGUAUUCUGCCCCCCUAUUCGGAGCACGGGUCUGUCAAUACAGAAAAUAUUCCCUAUAGUGCUGAAGCUGGAUACUUUGUAGCCAAGGUCAGGGCUGUAGACGCAGACUCUGGAUAUAAUGCACUGCUUUCGUAUCACAUCUCUGAACCUAAAGGAAACAACCUCUUCCGAAUUGGGACCAGCAAUGGGGAGAUCAGGACUAAAAGGCGCAUGAGCGACAAUGAUUUGAAAACGCACCCACUGGUGGUUUCCGUUUCAGAUAACGGAGAGCCUUCACUUUCAGCCACUAUGUCCAUUGAUGUUGUGGUCGCUGAAAACGCUGGAGAAUCGCUGACUCAGUUCCGACACAUCCCAGUAAAGGAGGAGAGUUUUUCUGAUUUAAACCUUUAUUUGCUUAUUGCCAUAGUUUCAGUCUCGCUCAUAUUUUUACUGAGCUUUAUCAGUUUUGUGGCGAUCAAAUGCCACAGGACAGACAGCAGUUUCAGUGGCUACAACCCGCCAAUGAUCACCACACAUCCUGAUGGAACCUGGUCUUACUCCAAAUCUACACAGCAGUAUGACGUGUGCUUUAGCUCCGACACACUGAAGAGUGACGUGGUAGUUUUCCCCGCCCCGUUUCCACCUGCUGAUGCUGAAUUAAUCAGUAUUAAUAGUGGAGACACCUUUCAGCGGACACAGACACUUCCAAAUAAAGAAAAGGUAAGAACUCCUUGAUCGAAUCUUAGCCUAUAUUCAUCACCUUAACAGGAAUCUUGUCAUGUAAAUUGUUUUGAUGAUUGAUCGAAAU